AUGUUUACAAUAUUUGCAGUUGAUGACAGGUCGCAUGUCUACAAGCUGUUUUCGAGAGUCAUCACGAACCGCCUCGCACGCAGGUUUGACGACUUCCAGCCUCCCGAACAAGCAGGUUUCCGUAAAGGCUAUAGUACCGUAGACCACAUACAUGCGUUGCGGCAGGUUAUACAGAAGACUGAGGAGUAUAACCUCCCCCUUUGGCUUGCAUUUGUGGACUACGAGAAAGCCUUCGAUUCGAUCGAAACUUGGGCUGUGCUGCAGUAUCUCCAAAGGUGCCAAAUUGACUACCGCUCGAAGUCUAUUCCAUUGCAGCGGGGAGUCAGACAAGGAGAUGUAAUCUCCCCAAAGCUGUUCACCGCUGCAUUGGAGGAUGCCUUCAAGGUUCUGGACUGUAAAGGACGAGGCAUCAAUGUAAAUGGUAGGUCCAACUUCGAGAAAGAGGUCACUCGUCGAAUCCGACUCGGUUGGGCAGCGUUCGGGAAGCUCCAAAGUAUCUUUUCGUCCAAAUUGCCGCAGUGUCUUAAGUCAAAAGUCUUUGACCAGUGUGUGUUGCCAAUGAUGACAUACGGAUCUGAGACGUGGGCGCUAACGAUGGGCCUCAUAAGAAGGCUCAAGGUCACGCAAAGGGCAAUGGAGAGAGCUAUGCUCGGGGUUUCUCUGCGUGAUAGAGUCAGAAAUGAUGAUAUCCGCAGUAGA
Cydia strobilella is the source of this 699-nucleotide messenger RNA. RefSeq lists its product as uncharacterized. The transcript is spliced from 4 exons. The record is from RefSeq and is a predicted model, not a curated record. The annotation marks the transcript as partial. NCBI's taxonomy places the organism in Eukaryota, Metazoa, Arthropoda, Insecta, Lepidoptera, Tortricidae.